CGAAAAAUGUCCCAAAUAUCGUGAAAGCACGAACCCUAAAUCUCUUCCAAAAUUCAGAGAGCCAACAAGAGGAGAAGAAAUGCCGUUGCCGAGAUACCAGAUAAGGAAUGAGUAUAGCUUGGCCGAUCCCGAGCUCUAUAAAGCUUCUGAAAAGGAUGAUCCGGAGGCUUUACUUGAAGGCGUCGCCAUGGCUGGCCUUGUUGGUGUUUUGCGCCAGCUCGGUGACCUUGCCGAGUUUGCUGCUGAGAUAUUCCAUGACUUGCAUGAAGAGGUAAUGUCAACUGCUGCAAGGGGACGUCUAAUGGUUCGAGUUCGACAGCUUGAGGCGGAGUUGCCUUCUUUUGAAAAGCCAUUUUUAUCACAAACCGAUCAUUCAUUAUUCUUUACCAGUGAAGGUGUUAACUGGCACCCUAAUUUGCAGACUGAACAUAAUCUGAUAAGUAGCGGGGACUUACCUCGCUGCGUGUUGGAUUCUUAUGAGGAAUGUCGGGGCCCUCCACGGUUAUUCCUUUUGGACAAAUUUGAUGUUGCGGGUGCUGGCACAUGUUUAAAGCGUUACACUGAUCCAUCAUUCUUUAAAGCAGAAGCAACUUUCCCUGGAAUUGAACAUGAAGGUCAGAGGGAGAAGAAAGCCAGCAAAGUUAAGAAAAAAGGAUCACGCUGGAGGAAUGAAGCAACACCACAAUUUGCAAUGGCAUCACAUGCCAAAUUGCAUCAGCUGUUUUUGGAGGAGCGUAUUGAGAAUGCAGACAAUGACCCUGUCUGUCUUGUAAAACUAAAAAGAAGACAACUGAAUGAAUCUUCACUUGAUCCAAAAUCUGGGAAAAGCUACAUGGAGAAAUUCUUGGAGACUCCUUCCCCGGAGCAUAAAGCUGUUAACAAGACCACUGGUGUUCUACAACCUCUGAGGCUGACGUUGGAUCAUUCUAGUGAAUUGGAUCUUGAAACACAUGAGACUAAUACAGUGAGUCCCGUGAAAAAUUCUUCACUAGGAAAGGAAACCUCAAGUUCUUCGCCUACCGAGCUGGUCCUGAAACCUUCCAUGGAAGAGUUGAAUGGAGAAGUCAUUGACAGAGAGAUUAUGGAAGUGCCUGAACCAACAGGUAAUUUCUCAGAUAAAAUCCCUCUUCCCCAUCAUAAAGAUGCAGUUCAAAAGAAAAUCAUAGAUGGAGAAGGCAGAAAAGAUUCUGGUUCAGAUGGGGAUCAUUCUGACAAUAUGACCGGUGAGGUUGACAGUUACAUGGAUGCCCUUACAAGCAUGGACUAUGAAAUGGAUACAGACAAUGACAGUAGAUCUAAUAUUGACAGUGGCUCUGUAAAUGGUGUAAAAUGCCAAACAGGUUCUGAUGUAACUAAGGGAAAGCCUGAUGUCCAGGCUCGUUCAUCAGAUUCUCAAUUAGUUGGAAUCUCCUCUGAAUCAGAUGAUGGAAACAGUUCCUUCAAGAAAGGAAGAUCAAGUUUUUCCUACUCUGAUACCAUGGACAAUCUGGCUGAUGAUAUGGUGUCAGAUGUUGAUGUAGGAGCUGAAGUGUCCCCUUCUAUUAAAAACUUUGUUCCAGAGGUUGUCGAGGUAUCAUCCAUUCUGCUUCCUGCACAUUCAGAGAUGCAAUGUUCCAGUUCUGACAAGGUUUUGUCACCGAACGAAUGUGGGCCUCCUGAUCAUGGGGAAGUAUCUUCUAGUUCAUGUCAUGAAGAUUUUAAUUCCACACAUGUUAUGUUGAAUCAAGCCAACUCAAUGGAAGCUUCAUAUCAGGAAAAGCAACUUGAUGAAGUGCCCUCUAAUGUUGUUAAAACAGAUCCUGAUUUGUCAGACAGUGAUGAUGGAAAAUAUUUGGCAGGUUCUUCGGAAGUCACUGGUGCUGGUUCUUAUGAGAAACAGGAGAUUUCUUUGAUUCUUCUUUCUACUGACGAAAGCCUUCCAGUGGAUGAGCGGGACAACAGUUAUGCAAAUAUCUCUUCUGAUGCUUUGCCAUAUUUUUCAAACACUUUACAGUUUGCUCCUGAAAAGAGAAGUGGAAAUGAUCCUUUAGAUGUUCUUAAAACAGAUUGUACUAGAGAAAGUUGUGAUGAAAGUUCAGUCAACCAAAUAAUUGAUUCAUGGUAUCCCAUUACUUCACCAACGGAGGAGCAGCAUCCUUGUUCAAACUUGGCAGAAGUAGAAAGAGAUUCAGGUAUUACAAUACCACCUGAAGGUUCGGAUAUUAUGAAGGGUGGAAAUUUGGCUUCCAAGGCCAAUGAUGAUACCUUAGAAGCUGGCCAGAACUUGGAAUGUAUGAUUCCGAUGCUGGAUAAUUUAGAGUCUCGUUGCUUUAGUGAACAGAAAUUUUCAGACAUAUUACACAAUGAUCCUGAACUUGUGGCUGACCCAGUGGAGGUAGGGGCUUCAUUUCAUGAAAAGGAACAACAUAUUGAUCAGCUGUUUGAUGCUUCAGAGGCAGAAGAAACUAGGGAAUUUACCUGCAGUGUGGAUGCAGUGGAAGGAGAUGCUCUCAUUUGUGAUCUUCCAUCUCAUUGCUCUGAUAGUGUGGACACCAAGGAUGGUGUGUGCUUAGAUGAUCUGGCUACAGGAAAUGUUCAUGCUGAAAAUAUUGUAGUCUCUGCUGCUGCUGCUUGUGGUUCUGCAGAUUUCAAUGGUGCUGUUGGUACUACUUUUCAGACUUCAAAUUCAAUUUGUCCGGCAGCUGGAACUUUAAUGUAUUUGGAAGAGUCUCUUUCCGGUGAUGCAGAUCUCUGUCUAGAAGAAUUGAAACCUAAUGAGGUUAUUUCUCAAGGAUGUCUUGUAGAGCUAGAGACACAAGAAACAAAUCCAGCAGACAUAGUUUCAACUUCAUGCAAAUCAGUCUCUCGCAACACUUCCAAUUUAGAAGAUAUUCACUAUUUGUCUCUUGGUGAGCUUACCAAAAAUAGUUUGAAUGUCAUUAAUUUGACCACUAAACCAGCUUCUUUAGAAUUGAGCGAUCAAGAGUCAGAAUCAAAGGAUUUGAGUCGACUGAUGGAAAGUAGAGCAGAUCUGGUGUCUUCACCAACUCAUCACUUUUCGGAAAAAGAAACUUCUUUCAAGCAGUCCUCAGACUUCCCUACAAAUCAGCAUUAUAAGGGCAGCCUGCAUAUGGUUGAAGAUAAUUCAAAUAUCUCAAAUCUCUUGUCCAGCAAGGUACAAACUUAUGUUACACAUUCCACUGGAGGCUCUUCAAAUAAACCUUUAGAGUAUUUACAACUAUCAGGAGGGCAAGAUAAGCAAGAAAGAUACACAUCAGCUCCUAUUCACCCUGCCUACGACAUACUCCCUGAGGCAACAAAAGUUAGCAUGGAGGAAAUGCCACCAUUGCCCCCGCUUCCUCCAAUGCAAUGGAGGAUAGGCAGAAUUCAGCAUGUUUCUCCAGCUUCACAAAGAGAAUUGGUCGAACAGGGUCAAGGGUUAUUCCCCUUUAUAUCACAAAUUGGAACCGACAGGAAAGGUCAGUUUGGUUUAUCUGCAUUAGAGAAAGAAAAUAAGCAGCCUGGAAAUCCAUUUUUACCGGUAGUGGAUGGUGAAGAGUUGUCUGGUUGUGCAUCUAGUCAAUUGGCCGCUGAGUGCAUGCAGCCCCCUGAUCCUUAUUCGAUCCACCCACCAACAAUUGAUAGCAACAUUAAUAGCCAGUUCAAUGAUAUAUGUUUGGGUGGAAAACACUCAAACCCAUCUUUGCCCAUAAUAUCUAAUAGAAGCAUUGGAUAUGAUUCCAUUGCUAUGGAUGAUGAUAGGGUAGAAUCCAGUUACUCCCUGCUGAUUCCAGCUACUGAUACCACUUCUAGACAUAUUACUGUAUCUUCGCAUGAGAACAUAACACAACCUCCAGACCAAUUUGUACUGGAUAUAGGUUUGGAAGGUGGGGCAUAUCAGCACCCUGAGAAAAGUUUUGGGGAAGAACAGGGGUAUCUCCAUGAUAUCUCUGUGCCCCCACCAAUUAAGAGAGAGGAGCAGAUAUCAACCCAGAUAGUGGAUGAUCUUCCUAUAAAAGUAGUACAGUUUCCGACCAAGGUAGAGGAGCAGCAUCAGCAAGCUUUGGUAGUUUCAGAGGGAGAAUCAUCGCAGAUACCAGAUGCCAUUGUUAAGCAUGGUUUGGCUUCUGCAGAAGUAGAAAUUGCACAGUCAUCAAAUACAACUGUGCAGAAUGAUAUUUCAAUUUCAGAGGGAGAAGCAAUACGGCCAUCAAUUAUCCUUGCUGUAUCACCAGUUGAAGAUGAAAAUUCGAAUGGGAUUCCAAGUGUGAAGCUUCCACGACCUCGCAAUCCUCUCAUUGAUGCUGUUGUUGCUCAUGACAAAAGCAAGUUGAGGAAGGUAACCGAGCGGAUGCAGCCUCCAGUCAUUCCAAAGGUAGAUGAAAGGGACUCAUUGCUGGAACAGAUACGAACCAAGUCCUUCAACUUGAAGCCUGCUGUGGUUAGGCGACCCAGCAUUCAGGGUCCUAAAACCAACUUAAGACUAGCAGCAAUUUUGGAGAAAGCCAAUGCAAUGCGCCAGGCAUUGGCUGGAAGUGAUGAAGACGAAGAUGAUGAUGAUGAUGGUUGGAGUGACACUUGAAAAGGCACAGGCAAUGGCGCUUCUGUUUGGAUACUUGUUCAUAAUAUUCGUUUCUUCCAAUAUCUUAAAUUCUCCAUCUUGGUUAAUAGGAAAUAUAUGGAUGUGGUGUGUUCGGUGGUGUAUUCUUUCUUCAGCAUUCUCAUUCUGUCAAGUGUAUAGAAUUCUGCGCAUCCUUUUACCAUGUAUAUCUCAGCACUCAGCUUUGCUGUAUUAUACCAGAAUGAGUCUCAUGGUUCAUGACACAUGGGUCAGCAACAGCAUGUAAUCAAAUACUGUGUCACGAAUCCAGCGAUGCUAUACGAUUUUAUAUUACUUAAAGAUGCCGAAAUGUACGCCAUUGGAGGAUGGGUAUGUGACGAUAAAAUAAUACAGCAGGGAAAAGAAAGUGACUGCUACUGAAAGAGCAUCGUGGGUUUUAUAGUAAGCUUCUCUUUUUGGCAUGUUUGGUUCUUGGGGUUCAAUUUGGUGAUGCAUCUCUCAUUCGACAGCCACCGAAUGCGUAACUGGUUAGCUUAUCCUUGAUUUUGUCUUCUCAUUGCAUUUCCCUGAUGGUUUAGGCACAUCAAAACCAAGAAUAUGCAGUGUUUUCAUGCUUUACAUCAGCACUAGAUAAUUUAGUUUGGGUUUGUAUAAAUGGUCCAAGUAAAUGGGUAAAUAUGCACCGGCUAUUUGGUCCUGGCUGAGAGGCGUCACCAUUCGCUGUGGGGGAAAUUAAGCAGGCAUGCUGGUUUCAUUUUGAACUCAUUAGUCGGAGUGUCAUGUUGCUGCGGUAGUUAAAAUUACAACACAUAAUAUAACAAUGUCUGGUUGUGAUUGGCAUUGAAUUACAUAGGGAUGUACAUGUGAUUCAGAUUUAAUGGGGUUCGACCGAUCUGGUCUUAGAGUUAAUUUUUUUUAUAUAAAAAAAUGGACUCAAGUUGAGUUAUUUUGAGAAUGGGAUCGAAUUGAGUUUAGGGUAAAAAUCUCAAACUCGACCUGAUCCGA
Molecule: messenger RNA, 5545 nt
Organism: Hibiscus syriacus
Lineage: Eukaryota; Viridiplantae; Streptophyta; Magnoliopsida; Malvales; Malvaceae
Product: protein SCAR2-like
Biological process (GO): actin cytoskeleton organization; positive regulation of Arp2/3 complex-mediated actin nucleation
Cellular component (GO): cytoskeleton
Molecular function (GO): actin binding; protein kinase A regulatory subunit binding; Arp2/3 complex binding
Source: RefSeq, a predicted model, not a curated record